UGCUAAUACAAUAUUUCCGCCUUUUAACUUUUCCUCGUCCCCUCGCCUUACGAAGAAACAAGUUUUUCCUACAGUUACCAUAAAUGUCGUAUUAAUUGUUACAAACAUGAAAUUUGUCGUAAACAAUAGUUAUGUUUGACAUGCCUGCUCUAUGCUGGCUCAAUUCGAAAGCUAACAAUAUCCCCUCAACACGUGUGAAAUAAAUGUUUCUCUGAGCUUAAAUCAGUGUCAGUUCAUUAAAUGUGUCUUGUAAAAUGAUGUGUCUUCAGAUGUUGACCAUGGAAGUGCAGUUGGAUGUGAUCUGCUGUAAAUCAGUAGGAACGGAUCUGUCCAUGCUGGAUAUUGAGAAUUUUAUCACUGAAAUCUGUCGGCUGAAGAAGAAGGUGGCAUCACUGGAGGCGAAGCUGAGAGAGAGAGGAGACAAACUGGACAAAGAGGAUCUGCGGAAGGUUUCAGUGUGUGUGACUGAUAGGACAGAAGCUCAAGAUUCUGUUUUGAGAUCCAGAGACACACAGAACCCAGAGCUCAGCCUCAAGUUACUCUGUUAUGCUGACGCCCAGGAUGAUGGAUCUGCUGAUGAAACCUCUUACUGUAAUGCUGGAGAACAGCAGAUGCAGCAGACACAGCAGAAUAUGUGCUCCGUCAAACUGGUGGACUGCAGGAACCUGAUAGAGAGCAGAGGAGAAAAAAACACAGCAGAGGAACAACAACAGCAGCAGCACCAUGAGGAUGAUGAUGGCUGGAUUGAUGAUGAUGAGAAUGAUGGGACCGAAGCUAAGGAUUCAGUCUGGAGACCCAGAGACAAACAAGACACAGAGCUCAGUCACACGUUACUCUGUUAUAGUGACGCUCAGGUUCAUAAAUCUUCUGAUGAAACCUCUGACUGUAACGCUGGAGAACAGCAGAUGCCACUGAAGAUGUGCUCUGUCAAACUAGUGGACUACAGGAACCUGAUAGAGGGUAGAGGAGAAAAAAACAUAGCAGAGGAACAACAACACCAUCAUGAGGAUGAUGAUGACUGGAUUGAUGAUGAUGAGAAUGAUGGGACAGAAGCUCAGGAUUCAGUCUGGAGAUCCAGAGACACACAGGACUCAGACAGUGACACGUCACUCUGUUAUACUGAUGCUCGGAAUGAUAGAUCUGCUGAUGAAACCUCUGACUUUAACGCUGGAGAACAGCAGAUGCAGCAGACACAGCUGAAGAUGUGCUCCGUCAGACUGGUAGACUGCAAGAACCUAAUAGAGAGCAGAGAAGAAAAACAGAGCCAUGAGAAUGAUAACGAUGAUGAUGAUGGCGAUUACAAUAUUGAUUACGAUGACGUUGAUGAUGAUCAGAAUGAUGAUGAUGAGGUCUUUUUUCCUUCAGAUGACAACAUUAGUUUGUCUUCUGAUGAAGAAAUUGCCUCUACAUCCAAAGAGCAACACGCAGUGACCAGCAGUAAAAAAAAAAUCAGCAAACAGGAGCAUUUAACCAGACAUAAGAGAAAACACACAGAACAGAAAGACUUGUCCUGCACGAUAUGUGACAUUAGCUUUCAUACCUUAGAUGAGAGUAGACUUCAUUCAAAAGAGCACAACGUAAAGAAGAACUUUCACUGCGAACUAUGCGGGAAGGAUCUUUUCACUACUCCUUAUGCUAUGAGAGCUCAUAUAAAUACACACAGUGAAAAGUUUUUACAAUGCGACGAGUGUAAAAAGUAUUUCCGCACUAAAAAGCAUCUUUUGAUGCAUAAGAAAAUCCACACGGGGGAAAAGCGAUACAAGUGCCCUCACUGUGAGAAGAGGUUCAACCAGGGAUCCUAUCUGAAGAAACAUCUUCUCAUACAUACCGAUAAGAGUACGUAUCAGUGCGGUGAAUGUGGGAAAAGCUAUAAAAGCUCAGCUUGUCUGAUGUUACAUAAAAAUAUACACACGGAGGACAAACGGUAUCAAUGUUCAUACUGUGAGAAACGCUUCUAUCAUUUGACUCACCGGAAAAUCCAUGAGAGGAUUCACACUGGAGAGAAACCGCACUUGUGCUUCUACUGCGGGAAGAGCUUUACUACUCCAUUUUCUCUCAAAGUUCAUCUGAGAGUUCACACAGGAGAAAGACCGUAUCCCUGUACUGAUUGUGGCAAGAGAUUUUAUAAGUCAAGUGACUUAAAACUACACCAUAGGAUUCAUACAGGAGAAAAACCUUAUAAAUGCUCACAUUGUGACAAGACUUUUGCUCGAGCAAGUGCCAUGAGGAUCCACAGGCGAAAGCAUACAGGAGAGAAACCUUACAGCUGCCCCAUCUGUGGAGAGAGCUUUUCUUUUAAAUGGGGGCUUCAGACUCACCAGAAAAAACAUGCGGCCACAGAAUCACCAUAGCUUUAAUGUCUUUAUUUUAAAGGUUGUGUUACACCUUGCAGUGUUAUGAUAACUUUAUUUUAUGGUUGUAAAAACAUUUAAACUAGAAAUGUAUCUAGAAACUGGUGUUUUCGAGAAGAUACUGAUAUUUUCAAAGGCAAAUAUAUCCCUGAUAUCAAUACCUAAACCUAAACUGACCUUUUAAAUGAUUACUAAAAUGGCUAUUGAUAUCUAUUUUUAUCCAUAUUAUAUAUGAAAGACAUUUUAACAUUCAUGUCUUUGUUUUAAUAGAUUAGAUUUUUUCCACACAGUUAAAAAUGUUGCUGUAAAAAAAUAUGUUGCUGUAAGAGUAACCAUGGAAAACUAAAAAUAUUAUAGAUAACCGUGUUUUAUAGUUCUCAGACACUGACUGGCUGUUGCUGCCAUAAAAUGCCACCUUUUUAUUUUGACAGUGUAUGAUUUAACAUUAGUUAUAUUAUAGAGCUUUUUUGAACCUUUAACAUUUAAUUUAAAUACAUGCACAAACCACAAAGGCAACAAAAAUGUAUUGUAAAAUUACUCUACCAUUUGUGUUUCUGUACUCUGCUAUUGUUCUGGGCCGCAUUUCACAAAAGCAAAAGUGGUUUCUUAAAAUGCGUUUGAGAGAAAGUUCUUCACUAGAAACUUCGUGGAAAUGUUUUGGAGCUGAACUCUACACGACAUUGACUCUCAAGAACUGGACCCCCUGCUUUAGAUCAUUUACCGUGCGUUUAAAUGAAUUCUCUGGAUUAGGGCUGUCAAUCCAUCAAUCACCAUAAAUCGCAUGCAGAAUAAAAGUUUGUUUUGACACAAAUGUCUGCGUACUGUGCAUAUUAAUUUUGUCUUUAUAAACACAUGCAUGUAUACACAUUUAGGAAAUAUUUACAUGUACAGACAUGCUUAUAUU
Triplophysa dalaica is the source of this 3255-nucleotide messenger RNA. Its product is annotated as zinc finger protein 70-like. Lineage: Eukaryota; Metazoa; Chordata; Actinopteri; Cypriniformes; Nemacheilidae. Gene Ontology annotation, biological process: regulation of transcription by RNA polymerase II. Bases 255 to 2351 code for a protein of 698 amino acids. The transcript has 3 exons. The record is from RefSeq and is a predicted model, not a curated record. Gene Ontology annotation, molecular function: DNA-binding transcription factor activity; RNA polymerase II cis-regulatory region sequence-specific DNA binding.